AUGGUAUCUGAGUCUGAUGUAUUGGCUCACAGAAAACUGUUGAUUUGGCAAAGGUCAUUGAGGAUAUCGACAAGCACACCCACCAUGUCGAGUGGAAGUAACACGCGAACACAAUAUUCGACUUCGUCAUUCGCCGGUGAAACUUACUUUGAAAAGAUAUCUUCGUUCACCACAGAUGAUACCCUGGAUAUGAUAACAUCGCCCUGGACUACUGAAUCGUGGGAAUCGGAUACCGUAUCUUCUGGCGACCCAUUUAAUCUAACUUUCUCCAGUGCUAGCAGCGAUAAGUUAAUACUUUUAUCGUCUGUAUCGUUUCAGCCUAAAUCGACUUCGUCGUACGGCCCUAUAAGUGUUGCUAAUUGCAGCUUGAGUAGAAAUACACUGACGGUGUUUAACAACAAUACACUGCCGCGAGGCAGCGUUGUAAUUCAACCAAUGGUGAAGUUGUCUAAAUCAUCAGGAACGCUAAGUUCUUGGACUGUCGAGUCAUUUUGGAGUGAUGGUCGGUUUGCUUUCAAUUCUGGAACAAUGAAGCCGUGGUGCUUUAGCCCAUAUUCGAUGUUUAGCGAAACUGACUUGUAUCCAAGCACUUUGGAGUCGAAAACCUUCGUGUCAACACCUACAAUGUGUUCAGAUAGCUUUGAUAUAAUAUUAAAUGAACAGAAUAUUUUGGUAACUUAA
Molecule: messenger RNA, 681 nt
Organism: Pieris macdunnoughi
Lineage: Eukaryota; Metazoa; Arthropoda; Insecta; Lepidoptera; Pieridae
Source: the annotation of a GenBank genome assembly